AUGGCCCGCACGAAAGGAUUCAAGGAGGAGCAUCCCUUCGAAAAACGGCAAGCAGAGGCUGCACGCAUCCGUGAAAAGUACCCGGACCGCAUCCCUGUGAUUGUGGAGCGUGCAGACAAAACCAACAUCCCGGACAUCGACAAGAAGAAGUACCUGGUCCCCGCCGACUUGACAGUGGGCCAGUUUGUGUAUGUCAUCCGCAAGCGCAUUCGCGUGUCUCCAGAGCAGGCCAUCUUCAUGUUUGUACGCAACGUGCUGCCGCCCACGGCGGCGCUGAUGGCGGAUGUGUACGCCGACCACAAGGACGAGGACAACUUCCUGUACAUCACUUACAGCGGCGAGAACACGUUCGGUUAA
Chlorella variabilis is the source of this 357-nucleotide messenger RNA. RefSeq lists its product as hypothetical. The transcript is spliced from 6 exons. Gene Ontology annotation, biological process: cellular response to nitrogen starvation. The record is from RefSeq and is a predicted model, not a curated record. Bases 1 to 357 code for a protein of 118 amino acids. NCBI's taxonomy places the organism in Eukaryota, Viridiplantae, Chlorophyta, Trebouxiophyceae, Chlorellales, Chlorellaceae.